Molecule: messenger RNA, 3408 nt
Organism: Oncorhynchus tshawytscha (Chinook salmon)
Lineage: Eukaryota; Metazoa; Chordata; Actinopteri; Salmoniformes; Salmonidae
Gene: iqce
Product: IQ motif containing E
Exons: 21
Coding region: 499-2799 (766 amino acids)
Molecular function (GO): protein binding
Source: RefSeq, a predicted model, not a curated record
AGACGCUCAUUAACGAACAUCAAUGUAUUUCUGCUCCGCUACAAUUGUUGUGUUGUUGCUAGACUACUGAUGCCAGAGAAAUAGCCGGAGAAACAACAUCAAAGGAUUUAUGAAAGAAGACUAUUCAAUUAUAUUUCCAUUUCUGCAUCGUUUAUUCCCGAGCAACGGUGUAAUACGAGAGAUUGUAGGUGUCUGAUGUGCUCGUAACGAAAUCUAAAAUCAUCGCUUGGGGUAGGCUAUAGCUGCGAGGCUAUUGUUGCUUUCGUGUCGUUUUGAGGACAGGCAUUUGAUUAUAUUUUGAUCUCAAAGUAAGAGGUGUUUAUUUUAUUUUAUAUCUCUACCAAAUGCUUGUUUUUUCCCCGCAGCUAUAGCUAAGGCAACGUAGCGAAAUGAAGCACAGGAAAAUGACAAGAACUCGCAAGGAGAGGUUCUCCAACUGUCCGAUUUCUCCAAAGAGAGAUUAGUUUAUCAUUUUAUAAUCUGUAUCCAACUUCAACGAUGUCUCUCGUGGCCAGCGAUAUCCCGACGGACGAAGACCUAGAAGAUCUGGUCGAGGAUGGACUUUCUCUUGCUACCUACAUAUCAGACUCUGGAAAGAAAGCCAGAAAAAAGAAGCUGUCUGGUAAACCUCCCCCUUCUCCCAGGUCUCCGUAUCUCUCCAGUAUGGAUGUGAACCAGAGGAGAUCUGCGGUGUCAGCUUGGAGGCCCCUGAGAGGAACUCUGGGGGAGAGGGGGGAGGCCCUAGCGGGGAGAGGUGACACUCUGUUGGAGAGGGGUGAGGCAGCUCGGAACCCCAGAGAGAACUGUCUGGCUUCGCUAAGCAACGGACACGGUCUGUCCCAGUCUCUGAGAGUUGACUUUGACACAACACACACCUCAGCCUGUCUCUCCUCUUCUCCCUGCACUCCAGAGUAUCUCCAACAGGCUCUUGGCAUUAAGAAACCCAAACACCUGCACUCCUCAUCCAAUGACUACAGAGAGAAGGAGGACAUGUACGAUGAGAUCAUCCACCUCAAGAAGAGUCUUCAGGCCCAGAAGUCCGAGAAGGACAGGAUGAAGGCCAAACUACGGCGUCUGGAGGAGGACAAAACUAAGAAAGACAAGCAAAUAGAACAGCUGUUGGAUCCCACCAAGGGACCGGAGUACACACUGAGUCUGGUGGACAAGAAACACCAGGGGAGCCUGGUUGUUAAUGGACUGAAACAGAGAAUCCUGAAGCUGGAACAGCAGUGUAGAGAGAAGGAGAACACUGUGACCAAACUGCAGAGUGAGCUGCAGACCACUAAUCUGGAGGAGUUGAAGAUCACAGUGGAGACCUACUUUGAGGAGAUUCAGAGACUGAGGAUGAUAUUGGAUGCAACAGAGAAAAGCAGUAGAACAGAGAGUAAAGGUUCUCAGAGGAAGCAGAAGGUUCUAAGCUCUACGGUUCUGCGUCUAUCAGAGAACCUUAAACAGCUACAGCAGGAGAACCACACACUGAAAGAGGAACUCAACACAGACAGCCCAGCCAGUGGGCUGAAAGCCUACAAAGACUGGAGCAGACAGAGAGUGUUGAGGAGACUGGUGGAGCUGGAGAGGAGGUUAGAGGAGGGGAGCAGAGCCCCGGCCAGGAGGAGUGGGGUGGACAGACUGGUCCAGACGGACCACCACACCACACCCACGGAGACAGGGGUUGCUACGUCGCCGGGGAUAACCACCAUAACAACGGAAGGGGGCGUUGCAGUGGUAAACACCCAACAGGAAGGGGAGGGGUUUGUCCCUCUGAAGGGGUGUGUCAGACAACUGGAGCAGGAGAAGGCGGAGCUACAGGAGACGCUGACCGAUAGAGAACAGGAGCUGAGACGACUGAUGGCCGAAUCUUCUGUUUUCAGACAGGAGCUGAGACGACUGAGGGCUGAAAGAGAGCAGGAAGAGAAAGAGACGGAGAGGAGGAAGAAUGAACGAAGGAGUGAACAUGAGAAGGAAACACGACUCCACCUACUGGAGAUAGAACAGCUGACCGUGAAGAUACAGUCUCUGGAGGAGGAGAAGAAGAGAUGGACUGAAGAAGAACAGAACCAGGAGAACCGGAAGGAGAACCCAGCAGGGAGGGAGGAGAAGGAAAGAGAGGAGAGGGAAGAACAGAACCAGGAGAACCGGAAGGAGAACCCAGCAGGGAGGGAGGAGAAGGAAAGAGAGGAGAGGGAAGAACAGAACCAGGAGAAGGAAAGGGCAGCUAGGGUGAUCCAGAAAGAGUGGCUGGAGCACAGAGAAAGGGACACAGUGUUGGUCCAGUCAGCAAUAAGAGGACAUCUCCUCAGACAGAGCCAGAUAGCUCACCUCCGAGACACACACACCAGCACUCUCAGCAAGAAUGGCCAAUCACAGCGCGGCAGUGAUGUUACCUCCCGUGUGGAGGAUGGGGAGCUGGUUGCCGUGACGCUGAUCCAGUCUGUGUUCCGAGGUCACCUGACACGCAGCGCACUAAUGACGGAGAGCUCUGAGUCUCCAGCCUCUCCUCCCUGUGGACCCACACCAGCUCCUAGAAGAGUCCCCUCUGCCCCUUCAACACACACUCCCAGCAACACAGCCCUUCCAGGCAGUGAUGUAGAUGAAGAUGUAACGGAGCUGAGUGAGGAAGAUCCCUGGCCUGUCUCUAACACACUGUCCAACAGGAGGAGACUCACACCAGCCCAACUACAGCUCCACCCACCUCCAGAUUCCAAGGUUGCUAAGGCGAUGGACUCUGAGGAUUCCGACGAUGACAUCAUCGUGUCUCCGUCUCGUCUCGUAGGAAGGAGAGAAGAAAUCUACUUCUAGACCAGAGCAUUGCACUAUGGGAUAUGAAGUGUGUGUGUGUGUGUGUGUAGCUGGGUAUGCAGGCUUUUACUCCAGCCCUACACCAGAUUCAAUCAAGGUCCAGAGGAGAUGCUGAUAAGUAGAACCAAGUGUGUUUUGGUAGUGCAGGGCUGGAACGAAGUCCUGCACAUGCAGUAGCUCUCCGGGAGGGGAGUGGUUGUUGGUGUCAGGGCUCUAAUAAUAAUGAUAAUGAUAAUAAUGAUAAUCCUGAACAUAUCCAGGAGGGUUUCUUGGCCAGCUCUCUGCCCAAUAAAUCUCCGUUCUGAUACAGAUCGUUUUUUAUGUUGCCAAAGUGCCUGAGUGCUGUAUAUAGAUUAUUGAUGGUCAUAAACAAAGUUAUAAAUCAUGGAGUUUAUUGGAGAAUGAGCGACUUUUAAAACAUGUCUAUCAAUAUAAACACUGCUGAUUCAAACUGUGAAAUUAUUAUCAUAUUCUACUGCAAUAUGACGCUCAGAGGAGAGUGUGUGCGCGCGUGAUCGUGCCUUGAAUUGUGUUUAUUAUAAUAGCUGUAAUCCAUGAAAAUAAUGUUUUAUCUGAUUAAAUGAGUAUCUUUCCUUGUAUGGUAAAACA